Penaeus chinensis is the source of this 3237-nucleotide messenger RNA. RefSeq names its product glycogen phosphorylase-like. NCBI's taxonomy places the organism in Eukaryota, Metazoa, Arthropoda, Malacostraca, Decapoda, Penaeidae. The record is from RefSeq and is a predicted model, not a curated record. Gene Ontology annotation, molecular function: pyridoxal phosphate binding; glycogen phosphorylase activity. Gene Ontology annotation, cellular component: cytoplasm. Gene Ontology annotation, biological process: glycogen catabolic process. Bases 52 to 2610 code for a protein of 852 amino acids. The transcript has 7 exons.
ACACUCCACCAGUGCUUGGCUGGACUGAGGUGAAGGAGCACGCUUGUCAGAAUGGCCGCCCCGCAGACCGACUUGGAGAAAAGGAAGCAGAUCUCUGUCAGGGGGAUUGCUCAAGUUGAGAAUGUAGGAAACGUAAAGAAAACCUUCAACCGGCAUCUCCAUUACACGUUGGUAAAGGAUAGGAACGUGGCAACUCCGCGAGAUUACUAUUUCGCUCUCGCUCACACAAUCAGGGAUCACCUCACCUCGAGAUGGAUCAGAACUCAACAACACUACUACGAGAAAGAUCCCAAGCGUGUGUACUACCUCUCCCUGGAGUACUACAUGGGCCGCUCACUGACCAACACUAUGAUCAACUUGGGCAUUCAGUCGGCCUGUGAUGAAGCUCUCUAUCAACUUGGAUUGGAUAUCGAGGAACUUGAAUCUCUGGAGGAGGAUGCUGGUUUGGGUAAUGGUGGCCUCGGGCGGUUGGCGGCGUGCUUCCUGGACUCUAUGGCUACCUUGGGUAUGGCAGCCUACGGUUAUGGCAUCCGUUACGAAUACGGCAUCUUUGCUCAGAAGAUCCGAAAUGGAGAGCAGGUUGAGGAGCCUGAUGACUGGCUGCGCUUUGGCAACCCAUGGGAGAAGGCACGACCAGAGUACAUGAUUCCUGUUAACUUCUAUGGACGCGUAGAGGACACACCCCAGGGCAAGAAGUGGGUUGACACUCAGAUUGUGUUUGCUAUGCCUUAUGAUAACCCUAUUCCGGGCUACAAGAACAAUGUUGUGAAUACCAUGAGGCUGUGGUCUGCCAAGUCCCCCAAUAACUUCAAUCUGAAGUUCUUCAAUGAUGGUGACUACAUCCAGGCUGUCCUUGACCGUAACUUUGCUGAGAACAUCUCGCGCGUCUUGUACCCCAAUGACAAUUUCUUUGAGGGUAAAGAACUUCGCUUGAAGCAGGAAUAUUUCAUGGUUGCCGCCACUCUUCAGGAUAUCAUUAGACGCUUCAAGGCCUCCAAGUUCGGCUCAAAAGACCAUGUUCGCACGGAUUUCGACACAUUCCCUGAUAAGGUAGCACUCCAGCUGAACGACACUCAUCCUUCCCUGGCCAUUCCUGAACUGAUGCGCAUCUUGGUUGACAUUGAAGGUCUCCCAUGGGCUAAGGCAUGGGACAUUUGUGUGAAGACCUGUGCAUACACCAAUCACACUGUGUUGCCUGAAGCCCUGGAGCGCUGGCCCACAAGCAUGCUGGAACACAUUCUUCCAAGGCAUCUCCAGAUUAUCUACGAGAUCAACCAUUUCCAUCUGCAGGAGGUCUCAAAGAGGUGGCCUGGAGAUUUGGAUCGUGUGAGGCGCAUGUCCCUGGUGGAAGAGCAUGGUGAAAAGAGAAUUAACAUGGCUCAUCUCUGCAUUGUGGGCGCUCAUGCUGUGAAUGGUGUUGCUGCCAUUCACUCUGAGAUCAUCAAGCGAGACAUCUUCAAAGACUUUGCGGAAAUGAAUCCUGAGAAAUUCCAGAACAAGACCAAUGGCAUCACUCCUCGCCGUUGGCUCUUGCUUUGCAAUCCAGCUCUUGCUGAUGUUAUUGCAGAGAAGAUUGGGGAAGAAUGGGUUGUGCAUCUUGAUCAGCUCACUAAGCUGAAGCCUCUUGCUAAGGAUGCUGGUUUCAUCCGUGCUGUGCAAACAGCAAAGCAAGAAAACAAACUGCGUCUCGCUAAACAGCUAGAGCAGGACUAUGGUGUUAAGGUGAAUCCCUCCUCCAUGUUUGAUAUUCAGGUUAAGCGUAUUCACGAGUAUAAGCGUCAGUUGCUUAACUGUCUCCACAUUAUUACUAUGUACAACCGCAUCAAGGCUAACCCAGGAGCUCCAUUUGUACCUCGCACAGUUAUGAUUGGUGGUAAAGCUGCCCCUGGCUACCACACAGCUAAGCAGAUAAUCCGUCUCAUUUGUGCUGUUGCUCGUGUAGUAAACAAUGACCCUAUUGUUGGGGAUAAACUGAAGGUUGUGUAUCUGGAGAACUACCGAGUUACAUUGGCUGAACAAAUCAUCCCAGCUGCCGAUCUCUCGGAACAGAUCUCUACAGCUGGAACUGAAGCUUCUGGUACUGGCAAUAUGAAGUUCAUGCUUAAUGGUGCACUUACAAUUGGCACUCUUGAUGGUGCAAAUAUUGAGAUGAUGGAAGAGAUGGGCAAGGAGAACAUCUUCAUCUUUGGCAUGACUGUUGAGGAAGUAGAGGAGCUCAAGCGUCGUGGUUACAAUGCUCAUGAUUAUUACAAUCGCAUCCCAGAGUUGCGCCAGUGCAUUGAUCAGAUCAGCAGUGGAUUCUUCUCCCCUAGCAAUCCAGACCAAUUCAAGGACUUGGUCAACAUCCUCAUGUAUCAUGAUCGCUUCUACCUGUUCGCUGACUUUGAAUCUUACAUCAAAUGCCAAGAUUCUGUCAACAUGCUGUACCAGAAGCCAAAUGAAUGGACCAGCAAGGCGAUCAUGAACAUUGCCUCCUCCGGCAAGUUCUCCAGUGACAGAACCAUUGCACAGUAUGGCCGAGAAAUCUGGGGGGUUGAGCCCUCAUGGGAGAAGUUGCCUGCUCCCCACGAGCCACGUGAUACAGAUAUUACCAGAGAAGAAGCCAAGUAAACCGGAUUCUGCCAGGUUUGUCAAGUCUUCUGGUUGUAUAGAGUUUGCCUGUGGGAUACAAUAUGUGAUAGAAAGAUAGUUUGUUGGGUAUGAACCAGUGCUUUGAGGGGUCUCCUUCCGAAGGGAGAUCUACAGUCAGUGUUGGAUGAUCUUUCUCUUGCAUUCUUAGUCCUCCUAAUAAUGUGUACAUUUUUGAUAUUGCUUGUGGUAAAGUGAAGAUUGUAAUCCAAUAUCUAUUCUCGAAAUUGUUAGGCAUAAAAGUAAUGUUGAUAUAUAUAUGAAUAUAUACAGUAUUAUACACAUUAAGUGAUAUCAUGCCAAUUGCCACCUAGUCAUGAAAAAAACCUAACCCUCUUUUGUGCCAGCUUAAUUUUUUUUGUCAGGAUUAUGAAAAAAAAAAAGCAAUCUCAUUCUUUCUCUUCAAAAGUCAUAAGCAAAAAUCAAACUUUAAUAAAAGGUAAUGUGUUUAGAUUUGAGUUGUAGUUUAUUUAAAAUUCUAAAAGAUAGAUAAUUACUAUAUUUUAUAAAUAUAUGGACUUAUCUCUAAUGACAUGCUUGUUAUGAGGUACUGUGCAGUUUUAUAUUUAAUUUUAUGUCUGCACUGCAGAAUAAAGUUGGGUCUCAAAA